AUGUUUGAUUUUAGUUAUUACACAUUUUGAAUACUAUUUGUUACGGUGAAGCGUUUUAAUUUGAAGGAGGUCACCGGAACACCGCCUCAUUGUAAGAAGUCUCCAGUAACGAUCACCGGUUUCAUCCUUCGUUCUCUCAGCUCUUCAGCUCUUCUUCUACUUCCGUCAUGGCGCCCACUUUGGGCUUUUUUCCUGUCGUCACGUUGGUGGUGCUGUCCGGUUUUCCCGCCGCUGUGUCCUCGCGAAGGGACGUGCUCGAGCUCGGGGACGCGGACUUCGAUUACCUGGCAACAGAGCACGAGACCAUGCUGGUGAAAUUCUACGCUCCUUGGUGUGGUCAUUGUAAGAAAUUGGCCCCAGAGUUUGAGAAAGCAGCUAGUCGACUGAAAGGAAGUGUUCAAUUAGCAAAGGUGGACUGUACGACAAACUCUGAGACAUGCAGUCGUUUUGGGGUCUCAGGUUAUCCCACCUUGAGAAUUUUUAGGUAUGGCAAAGAUUCCGCCCCCUAUGAUGGUCCUCGCACUGCAGAGGGGAUCUACGAGACCAUGAGGAGGCAGACUGGUCCAGACUCGAUGCACCUGAAGACCAAAGACGAUCUGAAGGCCUUUGUCAAUAACCAUGACGCCAGCAUUGUAGGUGUGUUCUCAGGUUCGGACAGCCCCCGUCUGGCUGAGUUCCUGAAGGCAGCCACUCUACUCCGAGAACAGUUCCGUUUUGCUCACAGCACCAACCUGCAGCUCGCCGAAGAGCAUGGGGCCAACUCAGAAUGUGUGCUGCUGUUCAGACCUCCCAGACUCGCCAAUGCUUUUGAGGACAGCAUUGUCAUCUUCAGAGACUACCUGACCAUCGGCUCACUGCGGCGCUUCAUCAGAGAUCACAUCUACGGUCUGUGUCCUCACAUGACAAUAGAGAAUAGAGACCGUCUGAGAGUCCGGGACCUGCUGACGGCGUACUACGAUCUUGACUACCAUCACAACAUCCCCGGCUCCAACUACUGGAGGAACAGGGUAAUGAAGGUGGCGUCUAAGUAUGUUGGGCGGGGUCUAACCUUCUCUAUAGCCAAUAAGAAAGACUUCCUGUUGGAGCUGGAGGAAGACUUUGGAAUGGGGACGUCAGAUGGAGGGGAGCUGCCCUUUAUCACCAUCCGGACCCGACUGGGUCACAAGUACACCAUGAGGGAGGAGUUCACGAGGGAUGGUGCGUCUCUGCAGAGGUUCCUGGAAGAUUACUUUGCAGGUCGACUCAAACGUUACAUCAAAUCAGAACCGAUACCUGAAAAGAACUCUGGGGCUGUCAAAGUGGUGGUAGCAGAGUCCUUUGAUCAGGUGGUGAAUGACCCGGAUAAAGAUGUUCUGAUCCAGUUUUUUUCUCCGUUGUGUCCUCACUGUAAGAAGUUGGAGCCGGUCUAUGGAGAGCUCGCUGAAAUGCUGCGCUCUGACCCCAAAAUCGUCAUUGCCAAGAUGAACGCCCUGACCAAUGACGUCCCUCUGGGUUACGACGUCCAAGGGUUUCCCACCAUCUACUUUGCUCCAGUAGGCAGGAAGGACGAACCCGUCAGAUACCAGGGCACCCGCGAGCUCAAAGACUUCCUCCGGUUCCUCAAGCGAGAGGCAAGUCACAGCUUGGUGUUGAGUGGCUUCAAAGAUGAACUCUGACACCCCCAACAGCGAGGAGGAGAGCCUGAAUCUGGAGAGCCUGAAUCUGGAGUGCCAAUAUCGGACAUUACAUCAGGACACUCGUUGCAUCAAAUCAAAUCGCUCACUCAUCCCUGAAACACACCGCUAUUAAUCAUGCCAUUGUCAGCCUCGUUAUUUAUUUAUUUAUUUAUUUAUUUACUUACUUAUGUGUUUGUUUGUUUGUUUAACUUCAGUCGACCUCCUUUCGUGCACAAACAGGUUGCAGAUGUUUUUCUUCUGUUUUUUGGGACAAUAAAGUUUUGUAUGAAUUUCAGAGACUUGGACAGGUUUGUGCUCGUUCAGGCCCACAGCUGCUUUAAACCAGUACAGCUUAUCGACCUGUCGUCCCAAUAUGCUUUAGGCACAUGUGAUGUCAGUGGACACAGGUAAACACACUCAUGGGAAUAUCCACGUGUGUUUUCAGAAUGCAAAUCAGUCAAAAUUGAUUCUCAGCUUGGUGUACAAAUAAGUCACAAGAAAUGCAGAAAGUGCUACAUGAGCACAAGUCCUGAGUCUCCUCAAUGAAGGAGACAUUCACAAUCAGCCUGUUAGAUAUAAGCAUAAUUAAAAUCACAUAUGACUGCUCACAUUAUUUGCCACAUUUAAAUGACGGUAAUCCCACUUUUUAUUGUAUUUAUGGCUGGUUGGUUCUUGGAACCAACUCUCUGAUGCAUUCAUGAGUCUAAAUGUUACAUAGAGUAGAAAAGCACUGUAGUCCAUUUUCCUUUGGUUUCUGCUUUGAGAAGUACUUAAUAAAAAUGUUUUGGGAACCCUGGUCAAAAACACCCCCUCCUCCCAUGCAGCUUCAAUAAAUAAAACUAUUUAUUCACCUCA
Messenger RNA from Neolamprologus brichardi, 2510 nucleotides. RefSeq names its product protein disulfide isomerase family A, member 8 (gene pdia8). NCBI's taxonomy places the organism in Eukaryota, Metazoa, Chordata, Actinopteri, Cichliformes, Cichlidae. The record is from RefSeq and is a predicted model, not a curated record. Gene Ontology annotation, molecular function: protein disulfide isomerase activity. Gene Ontology annotation, biological process: response to endoplasmic reticulum stress; protein folding. Gene Ontology annotation, cellular component: endoplasmic reticulum; cell surface.